CGGGCUGUGUUGUGCUGCGCUGCAGGAAGUGUGAGGGGUGUUCCCGCAGAGCCCAGCUUUAUCUCUACAGCGGACAGAGAGGCUCAGCCAGCAGCACCAUGUCUCCCACAGCCCGCAGUGUCAUCCCGUCUCCGUGACAUGACAGCGAGAGUGUGACCCGCCGCUUGUGUUUACUGACUCAGUGAGGGAGAGCACUGCUUUAGGAACAGACCGGUGUCCGCGCACCGCCAGCCCGCAUCCCGCUCCGCUCUCCCCGCGCCGCUACCAGACUGUCAUGAGCUCAGCUUGGGGAUGGCGUCCCUCCCGAGUUACGGUAAGACGGCGGUGCCAGCGGAGGAGGAGAACGGCGACCUGGACCAGUCCCUGCAGCACAUGCUGAAGGCCAUCGCCGACGAGAGGAACCGCCUGAACAGUCGGCAGGAGAUGAGCGGACUGGGCUGUUUUAAGGAUGACAGGAUCGUGUUCUGGACGUGGAUGUUCUCUACGUACUUUAUGGAGAAGUGGGCUCCUCGGCAGGAUGACAUGCUCUUCUAUGUGAGGCGGAAGCUGGCGUAUGUCAGUGCUGACAACACAGAAGGGAAGAAGGUGGAGGUGGAGGUGUACAGAAGGGACUCUAAAAAGCUGCCAGGGCUGGGUGACCCUGACAUAGACUGGGAGGAGAGCGUCUAUCUGAACCUCAUCUUACAGAAGCUUGACUAUGUUGUCACAUGUGCUGUCUGCACAAGAUCAGAUGCAGGAGACAUCCACAUCCAUAAGAAGAAGUCUCAGCAAGUGUUCGCCUCCCCCAGCAAGCACCCCAUGGACAGCAAGGGAGAGGAGUCCAAGAUGAGCUACCCAAACAUCUUCUUCAUGAUUGACAACUUUGAGGAGGUGUUCAGUGAUAUGACUGUUGGAGAAGGAGAGAUGGUGUGUGUGGAGCUGGUAGCCAGUGACAAGAGCACCACCUUCCAGGGAGUUAUCUUCCAGGGCUCCAUACGCUACGAGGCCCUCAAGAAGGUCUACGACAACCGGGUGAGUGUGGCUGCUAAAAUGGCCCAGCGCAUGUCUUUCGGCUUCUACAAGUACAACAACAUGGAGUUUGUGAGAAUGAAGGGUCCGCAGGGGAAGGGUCACGCUGAGAUGGCCGUGAGCCGAGUGCCCACUGGGGACACUUCACCCUGCGGCAUGGAGGAGGACCAGGACUCACCUAUGCACGAGAGGGUGACAUCGUUCAGCACUCCUCCCACACCAGAGAGAAACAGGCCUUCCUUCUUCUCUCCCUCUCUGCGCCGCAAAGUGCCCCGAAACCGCAUCGCCGAGAUGAAGAAGUCCCACUCCGCCAACGACAGUGAGGAGUUCUUCAGGGAGGAGGAGGACGAAGACCUUUGCAACACCACAAACCUGCGCUCACGCUCUCUGUCGGGGACAGGCAGAUCGCUGGUUGGCUCGUGGUUGAAGCUGAACAGGACGGAGGAGUAUUUCCUGCUGUAUUCCCACCUCACCUAUGUCACACUUCCCCUGCACCGCAUAACCACAGAUAUUCUGGAGGUGAGACAAAAGCCCAUCCUGAUGACAUAGCAGUUCCUUACUUCCCCAGAACACUCGACUCAAGUGCCUCUCCACAUCAGGCCCCUCCCUCCCGAGACAACACCGCCAUCUAGCGUCCAGACAGAGAACCAAAAACCACCUACAGAAGGAGAAGAGAACAAAGGAACUUAUUAAAAAACCAGCCAAUCAAGAAGUGCCUCUUCCACCUGUUCUUCUGUGCACCCUGCCAGAGUCACUGUCUGUAUGUCUGUGAGACGCCUGGGCGGCAGAGCCUGGACAGCAGAACACCGUCCGUCUUGAGACUCGUCGUAUGUCAGAUUGGCUCAGGUUUGGAACGGAGGCGGCGGCUGCUGACGUCCCGCUUUCCAGCAAAAGGGAAACGUGUGUGAAAGAGUGAGGGAGGGAAAAAAAGAAAAAACUAAAGAAAAACGAACAAAAAAACAUAAGAAUGUCUCUGUUCCUUGUAAAUACACUGCUGCUUAGAUACUCAGUGAUUAUACCAACCACGACCCUCUCCUCUCAGCCUUGUGUACGAUAAAGAAAAGGAAAAAGAGAGACUCUUUCCGUGGAAAGGGUCUUUCUGUGUCGUUUAUUUGUGCAUAGUGCAUUUUAUUUGUUUUUCCAAAGGCAACCUCCUCCCAUCCCUAGGCCUUAAACACCUCCUAACCAGCUAACAGGACACAGAGACUCCUCCCUCUUAUGGCCUACGUAUCACUUUAGACUUCUCACAAAAGUCUGUAUUUGGAAAUGCUGGACGUGUCUUUUGUUUCUUGGUCAGUUCUUUACGCCGAAAAGCUGCACAACAAGUAGAAUUCUCUUCUUUUGCUAUAAAAAAAGAGACAUGAUAUAUUUGUUCAUUAGUAUGUUUGGAGAAAUUUGUAACCUUUGUGAUCUUUAUAAUCGAGUGUUGGUAUAAAUAAUGAUGAGUGAGAGAAGGGCCAUGAAUUUGCCAUAAGGCCUUGAAAAGCAUGUUUCUUUUGUUUUUUCCUUUUUUUUUUUUGUAUUUUUUCCAGAAUGAACACUUCGUAGAUGUGGGUUGUUAUGUGUUAUGUGACCAGAGCACAGUGCUUGUCAUCCUCACUAUUUUACUACUCUACAGUUAAGAUGGACUCUUAAAAACACAUGUAAAGGUGUUGCAAAGGGUUCUUUGAGUAAUGCCAUUGACAGGGGAUUAUCCAGAGUUUUUAAAAUAUGGUUUACGACUGUUUUCUAAGCUUUACUAAACUACAAAUGUUUGCAUCAUAACAGCUCCAAACUUCACAUUAAGUAAAUAAACUGAUGAAGUUAUUAUUCUCUGAUUUUUAGGAAGCAGUACUGCCAGUCAUUUGUUUUUGUAAGGGUGGGAUGAGGUGAGUUGAGCAUGGGGUGGUGAGAUAUUUUGAACUCUAUAAAGGGAAUCGCACAGUGAAAAAGGUUAAGAACCCUGCCAUAGUACAUAGUACUGCACAUCUUCAGAUCUGGACCUGUUCAAAUCCACUUUUAACUUUUGGGAUUUUUUGGAUUUUUGUUGUUGGUGCCACACUUCACUUCAUUGCCAGUCAGUUACAUCAGCUGCUACCACUGAUUACACAAUACUUCUUCAGAUUACUGGAUUUAAAGUCCAGGUUUGAAGACCUGGGCCAUAGAAGAACCAGUUUUCGUUCAAUAAGGGAUUGUUUUGAAGAUUUAAGAACGUAAUUGGAGCUCAUUCUCCAAAUAUCAGAAUUUUCUUCAAUUGUUUCUUGAGAAAAAAUAAAUAAAUAAAAUAUAUUAAAAUAAAGUCUGUCAGAAUGAUGAUGGGUUUUAAAGCACAGAAUUGUUCACAGCUCUGCUCUUAUAUUGGUGGAUCCCAUCAUGAUGUUCCUGUAAACUGACCAAAUCUUGAAUCCAAAUAAAACAUUGGUGAAGGUCA
This is a messenger RNA of Astyanax mexicanus (Mexican tetra), 3418 nucleotides long. Its product is annotated as kiaa0930. The coding region runs from base 292 to 1557 and encodes 421 amino acids. The record is from RefSeq and is a predicted model, not a curated record. NCBI's taxonomy places the organism in Eukaryota, Metazoa, Chordata, Actinopteri, Characiformes, Acestrorhamphidae. The transcript has 10 exons.